UGUAUAUCUGUCAAUGUCAACUAAUUGUUGCAAAAUUGCAUUUGCUUUUGCAAAUAACUUUAACAAGUAUAAAUGGAUAAAAAAUCACUGCUCCAAAGUGAAAUAAAUGAUUUUAUAAAGGAAAACUGUCAGGGGUAUUUUUUACUAAAGUGACAUGAGAACUAUACACAAGACUGUAUCUCGUGUUUUAGAGUAGCAGUGUAAUAAAUCAACUAUACGAGUAAUUGUUUAUAAAUAUUCAUAUUUAAUCCAAACUAUGGAGUCUUUAUCAAAACAGGAAUUAAUUUCGACAAUAACAAAACAAGCGGACCAAAUUAAAAGAUAUGAAGCCAGACUUAGAGAUGUCGUUGCUGCAUACAAAGGUCUUGUUAAAGAAAAAGAGGCCUUAGAAAUCAGUUUGAAAGCUUUAAGUAAAGAAGAUAAUGCUAGUGGACAAGAUUCAGAAAAUUCUGUGUCAACCCUAAUGCAAUCACUUGCCACAUUGACUGCUGAGAAGUCACGCAUGGAGGAGGCUUUUCAAGCAGACAAGAAAGUUACGAGAGAAAAGUAUGAAAAUAUGUUAGCGUCAAUGAGAGAAGAAACGAAAACUUUAGUUCAGCAGCAUCUUGCUGAAGUUAGCAAUUUAAAAGCUAAAAUAGCUUACGAAAUCCAGGAGCGAGAGAACGAGAGAGCAGAUCAUGCCGCUAUGAUGAAAGAGCUGCAUGUGAAAUUGACAUCAGAAAGAAAAACUAAGGAGAAAUUAGAGGACAAAGUGGUUAACACCACAGAAGCACAGGUGGUGAGCAAUGUGCGCGCAGCGUCGCAGGCGGAGCUGGAGAAGCGCGUGCGGGACCUGAGCAGCAGCCUGCAGGCGUCGCAGCGGCGGCUGCAGCGCGCGGAGGCCCGCACCGUGGAGACGCCGGCGCUGCUGGUGCGCCUGCAGCAGAAGCUGGCGCUGCUGGAGCAGUCGCACUCCAUCGCCAUCAGGGAGGAACAAAUAAAAGCGAAGCGCGCAGAAGAAUCUGCGAGAAAGAUCUGCGCCCGUCAAGAGGAGAGAGUGGCGCUGCUAGAAGGAAAGCUAGCGGAGUUGUCACAGACCAUAGGAGAGUACGACGUGAGGCGGAGGAGGGACCAGCAGACCAUACAGCAGCUGAAGGAAUCCCUCAAUGGCAGUCUUCUGGAUAAGAUGGCCACAAGGCGCGAUGAAGCUCAACAAAAAAGUGAGACAGACAAUGAGAAGUUAGCGGAUACAGAAUAUCUACAGACAUUGAUUGACAAAAUUCAUAUAUUAAAAAAAGAAUUAAAUUCUGAAAACAUCAAACUAGGUAACCCAGUAGAUAUAACUACUGUAUUCAAAGUGGACGGUUACGAUAACAUACAUGACAAAUGUAGGGAAGAAUUGGAGAAAUUGAAGCUAGAGUUUGAGAAUUAUAAAACGCAGAAUAUGCAGAGAAGUAGAGAUGACGAAGUGAGUGAGAUUGAUGUUCUGAAGACGGAGAUAAUGGUGCUGAAGGAGAAGGUGGACACGUACAAGCUGAUGUGGGAAGAAGAGAAGCAGGAUAAAGAGGAUACACUGAAGUUGUAUGAGGAGAAAUUAGAGCGCGAGAGGUCGUGUGGUGCGGCGGCGCUGUACGCACAAAAAGAGGAUAUUUCCCCUUCCUAUGCGUGUCGUGUGCAGGAGGGCAGCGCGCCGCCGCACAUGCUGCACUACGCGCACGAGCUGGCGCGCAAGGACCUCGACAUCUCGCAGCUGCGCAAGGACAAGCACCUGCUGGAGGGGCAGUACAGAGACUGUCAGCGGGAAGCGACAAUCGAGAAGGAGCGUUUUAAAGAAGUUAUAAGAACAUUAAAGGAAGAGAUUGACAGAUUGCGGCGCAUCCAGUCGCGGGAGGGCGCCAACCUGGAGUACCUGAAGAACGUGGUGAUGGCGUACCUGGUGUCGCGCGACGCCGCCGGCCGCAGGCACAUGGUCAACGCCAUCGCCGCCGUGCUGCACCUCUCCGCCGCAGAGACCGCCGCCGCGCGCGCCGCGCUCUGACCACGCUCACCACGCUCACCACACUGACCACACUCACCACUCUUACCACACUCACAGUGGAAACGCGCCUUAAUAUACUAAGCUAGCGUUAUUACGGGUUAUUCCCAACCGUCACACCGCUGUCCCCACGUGAGGACACAAUAAAAAGUUUAAUCCGUACUGCGACAGGGUCGGUUAGAACUUAUUACAUAAUGGUUUGGUUUGGUUGGUUAAAUCACUUUAUUGGUGAUAUUGGGACUAAAAAGCGGGACGGAUAAAGCUUUUUAUUCUCACGUGGGGACAGAGUGGAGUGACGGUUGAGAAUAAUCCGGGGACAAAAUCAAAAGUUUCUUCCGUCCUGCGACGAGGGGACGGUAGGAACUUAUUUCAUAAUGGUUUUAUCUGUCACCGUAUUGGUGAUAGUGAAGGUGGGACGGAUGAAGCUUUUUAUUCUAUCGUAGGGACAAACCAGUGUGACGGUUGGGAAUAAUCCGUUUUUACCCUAGAGAAGCUCUCAACGUGAGAUUAAAGAAGCUAGACGAUCGCUGUUAUAAUUUGUUUAGAGCGCACACACCUUUGACUAAACUAUCGCACAACUGUUUAGUCUCGCUUUGACUGCUAUGA
Messenger RNA from Papilio polytes (common Mormon), 2620 nucleotides. It is a transcript of the gene GCC88, whose product is annotated as GRIP and coiled-coil domain-containing protein 1. The coding region runs from base 257 to 2017 and encodes 586 amino acids. Gene Ontology annotation, cellular component: Golgi apparatus. The record is from RefSeq and is a predicted model, not a curated record. The transcript has 13 exons. NCBI's taxonomy places the organism in Eukaryota, Metazoa, Arthropoda, Insecta, Lepidoptera, Papilionidae.